This is a messenger RNA of Drosophila obscura, 2643 nucleotides long. RefSeq names its product RINT1-like protein (gene Rint1). Gene Ontology annotation, cellular component: Dsl1/NZR complex. Bases 96 to 2270 code for a protein of 724 amino acids. NCBI's taxonomy places the organism in Eukaryota, Metazoa, Arthropoda, Insecta, Diptera, Drosophilidae. The record is from RefSeq and is a predicted model, not a curated record. Gene Ontology annotation, biological process: regulation of ER to Golgi vesicle-mediated transport; endoplasmic reticulum to Golgi vesicle-mediated transport; retrograde vesicle-mediated transport, Golgi to endoplasmic reticulum. The transcript has 5 exons.
GUGCUAAAACAACAACAAAUUAUUUAUUUUUAUACGUGGUUCGUGGCUCGUUUAGCAUUUGAUUUGAAUGUUGUUCGAGCUUUUGCUGCACCGAAAUGCAUGCAAAGCUGAGCGAGAUGGAGUUGCGCAUAGCGACGCGCGUAAAUGAAGAGAUCGGCAAGGAUGCCAGCCGGCUGCAUCGCGCCAAUUUGCUGGUUACUCACUACAAGGAACGGCUGCAGGCCUUGUCCCAGACUCUGGACUAUGAGGACCCCCAGAAUGUGUCCUGCUACAAAUCUGCCUUCCAGUGCCAGCAACAAGUCUGCGAAAGCAUUGACUUCGAGCUGCAUAAACUGGCCCAGUUUAGGGAGAAGCUGCAGCAGAAACUCCUGGAGUGCCAGCCCACCUUGGACGGCGUGGCCGAGGAUCUGCAGCAAGUACGUCAGCUCCAACGUCUUUCACAGUAUCUGCGCCUGGUGCAGGAUGUCCAGGAGAUCAGCGGCGAUCUGAGCAGCAGCAUCAAGGGCAAGGACGAGGACAAGCUAGUCAACCUGUACCUCACACUCUACGAAAGCAACGACUGCGAGCACAGUGUGGUGGGGCGUCUGCAUGCCGUCCAGGCACGAUCGUUGCAAGCCUUCGCUGAGCGCACUGCCAUCUACUGGCACAAGCUGAUCAUCAAGCGACUGUCCAGCGAGUUUGAGACCGUUCUCAAGAGCAUGCGAUGGGCCCACAUGGAACAGCAAGCGUUGAACUAUUCCCCGACGCGGGACACCGAGAAGGCCCAACUGCUGGCGGAGUAUAUGUUCCUCAUCAAGUCUCCCGCCGAAGAACACGCUCCCCUGCGGAGUAUCACGCCUAGCAUUGUCUGCCAACCCAUCAGCCAGGUGGUGCAGCUUCUGCUAGCCCCAUAUCGGCAGCGAUUCACGUAUCACUUCACGGGCACACGCCAAACAAAUCGAUUAGACAAACCCGAAUGGUACUACACACAGAUUCUCAACUGGGGGAAGGAGACUCAUUUCUUUGUGGGCAAGACAUUCCAGCCAGCAGCGAUAAGGGCCGGAAAACUAGACUACAAUCUGAGGCUUGAAUUCAUGAGAGGCCUCGUGCAGUUGACCAUUGAAAAACUAGCCGGGGACAUUGAGCAGAUUGCCCAGGACGAGAUACUGUUUGCCCAUCUGCUGGAUGAGACCUUGGCCUUUGAGGCGGAGCUGCGUGAGACGUUUGGUUAUCCGGCCAGUUUUCCCAGCGCCAUUUCCGUCAUCACUCAGCCCAUGUAUUUGCUCCGCUGGAUUUCCUUGGAGGAGAGAUUCUGUGCGGAGAGAAUGGAUGAUAUACUGAUGGCGGAGUCGCCCUUCCAGUUGAUUGAUCCGAACACCUUCGAGGAUGAUUUGAAGAUACCGAGGUGUGCCGACCAGUUUAUGCGACUGCUGGAGGCUAUCAAGGAUCGCUAUUAUGGCUUGAUUCAACCGGGACACCAAUUGCAGUUCCUGCAGCUACAGCUCGAGCUGAUCGACAGCUUCCGGCGGCGUCUGGUGCAGUUGCACAGCAGCGGCGACGUGGGCAGCAUUCCCGUUCUGAAUGCCAUGAACUAUCUGAUCAUGGUGCUGCGCGAGUGGGGGGAGAAUGUGCACUAUCUGCAUUUGCAUUCCGCACUGGCCGGUCCCAAUGCCCAGGAGAUCCAUUCUGUAUUUGACCAUGCCGUUUCGGAGGUGGAGCACUGGUCGCGGCAGCUAAUGCGGAAUCUGGCCACGCGCGAGACCCAUGAAAUGAAGGCCAGGUCAAUGAACUAUCGCCAUGACUGCUGGCCAACUAUGCCGGAACACAAUUCCAAGGAGCCUUUCAUACUAUCGUCCAGUGGCGGCGAAAUGUUCCAGGUGCUGGUCACCAUGCUCCAUAAUCUGGAGCGCGAACUGUCCGCCAAUCUGUUCAAUCAGACGCUCCGAUUGAUAGCCCGCACACUCGAUGACUUCAUGCUCGAGAGCAUGGUCAUGAACACAAAGUUCUCUCCGGCUGGUGCAGCGCAGUUCAAUUACGAUAUGACUCGCAAUCUGUUCGCCCUCUUUGGCCAGUACACCCGCCGCCCAGAGCUACUCUUCAAGCGAAUUCACGACGCCACCAAACUGUUGACGGCAGCGCGGGGCACGGCAUUACUGCUAUUGGAGACGCUGCGCAGUACCCAAUCGGUGGAGGAGAAGACGAAACCCCUGAAGGAACUGAAGGUACUCAGCCUGGACAGUAGGCAGUGCAUUGAGGUCCUGGAGAGGAGGGUAGACAUUAAAAUGUUUUAAAUAAUGAAAAAUUAGUCAAACAAUUUAAUUGAUGAUGGGUCUUGUUUUGAACGGUUUAAGCGUGAAAAUAAUUCCAAAAAACUCUUGACUUCCAAAGGAGAAGUCGCCUUCAGUGAAGUAGGUUUCGAUUUAUUGAGCAAUGCAAACACUUUAUUUGUGGGAUUUUAAGUUUAAUUUGUAAAACGCUGACACAAUAAACAUGCGAUAACUGUAAUAAUAAAUUGUUCUAAAAAUACAUAGCAUAAAAUUAACAUAUGUAUAAAUCGCCGUGAUCAUCCCUGAAGUGCCUGGAGAUACAUAUACUCGUAAUAAUUGGGAUUGGGAUUCAUGCAAUCGUACUCAUAUGUGUGGGUGAGCGGAAAUCAGGGCUGAU